AUGGAUCUCACUAGAUCGGCUAUCGCUUUUGAAGGGAAAUUUUCGAAUUUUCGGAGGCCAGGUUUUUGUCGCCUCGACUCUUUUGCAAUGGCGCCUCGAUUCAGCUUCUAUGCGGUGGCCAAUGGACGGAAUACUGGCAUCUACUCAUCUUGGGACGAGUGCAAGAAACAAGUUGAUGGCUAUGCAAAUGCCAAGUUUAAGAAGUUUGGCACUAAAAUGGAAGCGCUUGAUUUCAUUCGAGAACAUGAUCAGCUAAAGGUUUGUACAAAAGUCAUCCUGAAGAAAAAACAAGAGUAUGAGCGGCGGGCAUCAACGAAAUCUGGGGAUGGCUACGAAAGAAACACCGCCGGAUUCGUGGUGGUUUACACGGAUGGUGCUUGCUCGAACAACAACAAGCGAUCAAAAGCUUUGGCUGGUUAUGGAGUUUUCUGGAACGUUGAUCACCCAGCUAAUGAAAGUGGACCGGUGACUGGUGAACAGACAAACAAUCGAGGAGAGGUCACAGCCGUAAUUAGAGCUAUCGAAAUUGCGAUGAAGAAUGGUCUUGAUGCGCUUUGUGUUCGCACUGAUUCACAGUUUCUGAUCGACUCUAUGACUAAAUGGGUGAAAGGUUGGAGAAAGAAUGGGUGGAAAACGGUCUCCGGGGAACCAGUGAAAAACAUCGAAUUGAUGAAGAGGUUGGACGAGUUGACGCAAUCGAUUCGGGUUGUUUACGAGAAAGUCCCGGCGCACUCGGGUGUUUAUGGGAAUGAGAUGGCCGAUCGACUUGCUACACAAGCAGUCAAGAAAGCAAAAAAGCAAAAGCAAACAAAU
Molecule: messenger RNA, 813 nt
Organism: Mesorhabditis belari
Lineage: Eukaryota; Metazoa; Nematoda; Chromadorea; Rhabditida; Rhabditidae
Source: the annotation of a GenBank genome assembly